AUGACAAGCCCUUGCGCAACUUCUCCCACGCAAAAGUCUACUUGCGCCACCUCAUCUACUUGUGUCAUAUUCUUAUCUCUGAAGCAUCUCUUAUCAGAGCAUUGUGUCCACUUGCAGAUCAGCAAGAAAUCUUGUCGACGGUACCAAUUGACUCUCCUUCAUCUCACUCACGAAACCCUACUUGAGCCAUCCUCUCUUACGCCGUCUAAUCUGUUGCAAGAAGAAACCCUACUCUGGUGCAUCUCGGGAUCGAUCAGGGUGUUAUCAAUGAAAAGGGAUCCCUACACUCUUGCCUUGCUACUUGAUGAAGUGAUGCAGGAAGGUGACUCUAUCUUAACAACUCGUGUGUGGGAGGCAAUUGUAAAAUCAUUUGCAAACCAAAUGAAAUCCACUCAGCAUCAAGUUUUGACAAAGAGAUAUUCACAAUUGGAUACCCAAAGCUCUUCUCUAUGA
This is a messenger RNA of Lactuca saligna, 453 nucleotides long. NCBI's taxonomy places the organism in Eukaryota, Viridiplantae, Streptophyta, Magnoliopsida, Asterales, Asteraceae. The record is from the annotation of a GenBank genome assembly.